GAACUUUUAGAGCUGAAGUAGCUCUAAAAGAUCUUUGCUACUGCUUUUAUAAGAUAAGAUCACACCAUCAACAUGGAUGCAGGGGGUUUUAUGUCAGACCCCCUGUGCCUUAUUGAGAACAACAAUGGACAUCUGGUGGUCAAUCCAGAAGCUCUGAAGAUCCUGUCUGCUAUUACACAACCUCUCGAUGUGGUGGCUAUUGUAGGUCUCUAUCGCACAGGCAAAUCUUACCUUAUGAACAAACUGGCUCAGAAGAUGAAGGGUUUUUCAGUUGGAUCCACAAUACAGUCUCACACCAAGGGAAUCUGGAUGUGGUGUAUGCCUCAUCCUGAGAAGCCAAACCACACCUUAGUACUUCUUGAUACAGAGGGAUUAGGAGAUAUAGAGAAGGGUGACAACAAGAAUGAUACCCAGAUCUUUGUACUUGCAAUGCUGCUGAGUAGCACCUUUGUAUAUAAUACCAUGAACAAAAUUGACCAGCAAGCACUUGAUCUACUGUAUUAUGUAACAGAAGUGUCAGAUCUGCUCAGAACAAUCUCACCUGAACUUGAUGUGGUUGAAAAUGAAACUGAUGUGAGCAUCUUUCCAGAUUUAGUAUGGACUCUGAGAGAUUUCUUUCUAGACUUAGAACAAGAUGGACAAUCUAUCACAGCAGAUGAAUAUCUGGAGAACUCAUUGAGGCCAAAGCAAGGUACUGAUCAAAGUAUUCAGAAUUUCAAUUUGCCCCGUCUGUGUAUACAGAAAUUUUUUCCAAGAAGGAAAUGCUUUAUUUUUGACUCUCCAGCUCACAGAAAAAAACUUGCCCAGCUUGAGGUAUUGGAUAAUAAUGAGCUGGAUCCUGAAUUUGUACUACAGGUGACAGAUUUCUGUUCCUACAUUUUCAGAAAUUCCAAGACUAAAUCUCAUUCAGCAGGCAUUCAGGUCAAUGGGUCUGAUCUAGAGAACCUGGUGCUCACCUAUACCAAGGUCAUCAGCAGCAGAGAUCUGCCCUGCAUGGAGAACUCAAUCUCAGCAUUGGCUCAGAUCAAAAACUCUGAAGCAGUGCAAAGGGCCAUUGCCCGUUAUACCCAGCAGAUGGACCAGAAGGUGAAGUUUCCCACAGAAAGUCAUUCAGAGCUGCUGGACCUACACAGAGCCAGUGAAAAAGAGGCCUUGGAAAUCUUCUUGAAAAACUCUUUUAAUGAUGAGGAUCAAAAUUUCAAAAAAGAAUUAGAGAUGCAACUACAAGCAAAACUGGAUGACUUUAAUAAGCAGAACUUGAAGGCAUCAUCUGAUCGCUGCUCGGCUCUAAUUCAGAGUAUCUUUGGUCCUCUAGAAAAUAGUGUGAAACAAGGAAUUUAUUCCAAGUCAGGGGGACAUUGCCUCUUCAUUCAGAAGACUGAAGAGUUGAAGGCAAAAUACUAUCAGGAGCCCAUGAAAGGAGUACAGGCUGAGGAAGUUCUGCAGAAAUAUUUACAGUCCCAGAAGGCGACGAGUGAUGCCAUUCUACAGACAGACCAGACUCUCACAGCCAAGCAAAAGCAGUUGGAUGAGGAAAUGGCUAGAAAAAGAGCUGCAGAAGCUGCAAAGUUGGCAAACCAGAAAAGGAUUGAGGAGAGGCAAAGAGCCCACGAGGAACACAUGCGACAACUAGAGAUGGAAAGGGUCCGACAGGAGAGAAUAAGGGCCCAACAGCGAGAAGAACAACAGAGAAACAUUGAACGCGCACUCCAGGAAGCAGCUGAACAGGAAAGAAGGAGAAUUGAAGAGGAAAGAAGAAGACUUCAAAUACAGAUGGAAGAACUCCGCAGAAAUAUUCACUCCAGCAGUAGUAGUAGUAGUUGCAUAUUACAAUAA
Suncus etruscus (white-toothed pygmy shrew) is the source of this 1836-nucleotide messenger RNA. RefSeq names its product guanylate-binding protein 5-like. The transcript is spliced from 11 exons. Gene Ontology annotation, molecular function: GTPase activity; GTP binding. The coding region runs from base 73 to 1836 and encodes 587 amino acids. Lineage: Eukaryota; Metazoa; Chordata; Mammalia; Eulipotyphla; Soricidae. The record is from RefSeq and is a predicted model, not a curated record.